Molecule: messenger RNA, 1860 nt
Organism: Paramecium tetraurelia
Lineage: Eukaryota; Ciliophora; Oligohymenophorea; Peniculida; Parameciidae
Exons: 3
Biological process (GO): autophagy; protein autophosphorylation; peptidyl-serine phosphorylation
Cellular component (GO): autophagosome; cytoplasm
Molecular function (GO): protein serine/threonine kinase activity; ATP binding
Source: RefSeq, a predicted model, not a curated record
AUGUAUAGAAGAUAAAACAUAACAAGAAAACAAAUUGAUCAUUACAGCUAUAUACUAAAUGAGGAAAUCGGAAGAGGUUUUAGCAGCAAAGUUUAUAAGGGAAAGGACGAUGUUUCCCAAGAACCAGUGGCUGUAAAGGUGAUUGAUAUGAAAAUGAUCAAACAAUCAAUUCACUCUUAAUUAUUAAAAAAUGAAAUCAAUGCUCUUCGUUCAUUUAAUAACAAAAAUAUAAUGAAAUUGCAUGAUGUCUUUCAAACCUAGAAUAACACUUAUAUAAUCACAGAAUAUUGCGACUCUGGAGAUCUCAAUAAUUACAUUCGUAAAAAAGGAAGAUUAGAUGAAUAAGAAGCGACAAGAAUAUUAUAAUGCGUCGUUUCAGCAUUGAUAGAAAUGAAUAAAAAAGGUUUUAUUCACAGAGAUAUUAAGCCUGCCAACAUCUUAAUUGAUCACUCAAUACCAAAGUUAGCUGAUUUCGGUUUUGCUGUUCCUGUACAUGAGGCUAGAGUGUAAGGCAGGAAUUUCAAUGUUGGAACUCCUCUAUAUAUGAGUCCAUAAGCUUUGAGAUAGUAGGGACAUACUGAAUAAGGAGAUGUAUGGGCAGUUGGAGUAGUAUUUUAUGAAAUGCUAUUUGGAAGAACUCCUUUUAAUGGUUAAUCAGAAGCAGCAUUGAUUUCUAAUAUAAUGAAUCAGCCUCUUCAUUUACCAUCUCACCCUUAAAUUUCAUCUGCUGCUAAAGAUUUUAUCAGAUAAUGUUUAACUGUUGAUGAUGGUAGAAGAAUGAGAGUCCGCGAUAUGGCUAAUCAUUAACUGUUAAGGCAAUAGAUCAGUCCUUCUUAACCUUAAUAACAAUAAUACCCUCGCUAGUAAUAACAAAGAUAAGCAAUCACUCCUCCUCCAAACGAAUAAUAAUAAUAACAAAGAGUUAAAAGAUCCCUUAGUCAAGGGGGUAAAUAAGAGAUCAGAUAUAGAGAAAACAAAGAAAACUACCAUCAAUAAUAAAAUUAAUAACCUCAGAAACCUACAUAAGUUGAGAACAAUAGAUAACCAUUAUAAACAUAAUAAUAGAAUGUGCAAAGGUCUACUAGUUAAUAAUAAGUUCAAAAACAUUAUAUUAAAUAAAAGACAUAACCUGCUGAAGAUAUAAAACCAAUAGGAAUAAUAAUGGAAUGCAAAGUUAAUAAUGAUAUUUUGUUUACUCAAGUAAAUUUUUGUAGGUUUCUCUAUAAGUUCUCUUCAAGUCUACUUUAAUGUAAAGUAAUUAGCACGGAAGUAAAAGAUAAAUUACUAUUUCUGAUGGGUAAAAAUAUAGCAAUUAAAAUUACAAAACUCAAUUAAAUUACUGAUAAAGAAAAUAAUUAACCAAAUUGCUUACAAUUAGAAGACUUUAUUUCUUACAAAAAAACAGAUUCUUAUUAAAAAUUUACUUAAGCUAUUACUGAAUAUAAUGAAAAAUAUACAAAGUAUUUUGAUAAAUUGUUAAAACUAUGCAGCUCUAAAUCAGAAUUAUAAAAGGAUACAACUUUUGUAUGUCUUUUAAACUAAGAUUUUACAGAGACAGAAACAUUUUAUCGGAUUACAUAAUAGUAUAUUAAACAAAGCCUAAGUGAAAUAAAAAAUUACUUUAGAUAAUAAAAUUUCUAAAAUAUUAAUCUAGAUUCUCCAAUAGCAGAGGAAAUUUAAUUGCCAGGAUAUAUUUUAAAAGGACUCAGCAAUUAUUACCUCUUGCUUCAAAAAGCAAUCGAAUACUUAAAGGAUUAUAGAGGUUUUGCUAGAUACGCACACACAGAAUUAAUGACUGAUAAAUCAUCAGAGGGCCUCUCAUAUGGAAUACUAGAAUAAUUAAUGGUUAGAUUGCUAUGA